Messenger RNA from Seminavis robusta, 1329 nucleotides. The record is from the annotation of a GenBank genome assembly. NCBI's taxonomy places the organism in Eukaryota, Bacillariophyta, Bacillariophyceae, Naviculales, Naviculaceae.
AUGAUGGAGGAGCCAUCACAGCAUCCCAUGGCAGACGCAGGCACCAAACAUCAGUCUGAAACAUUUCAACAAGACAAGGCAGACACCAUGGACCAGAAAGUCGAACCGGCCCCACAAGUAGUGACAAAGGUGUCUCGUCGCAGAUCGUCGUCCCGAAGAAUGACAUCUCAGGACUGGUUUUCGAGCCGGAGCUUUCACGACGACGGAGAUAGUAGCAGCUCCGAGGAAGACGAUGAUGACGACUUGAGUCUAGACUUGCCGGCUUUCAAGACCAAGUCGACAGAGAACCACCAACCUGCCAACAGCGGCGGAAAAAAGAAGCCGCAAGGUCAAGAGUACAUCUAUGCCAUUUGCGUGGGAGUUCUGCUCUCGUUUAAUGCCGGCUAUGUGAAUGGCAGUUGUCUGACUGGACUGGUAGCACCCUCGGGUACCAUGCGAGCAGUCACCAGUCACACCGGAACUCUGACCAAGUCAGCUUUGGCACUUGCCAGCGGAAACUUUAAGGAGUUUGGAUUCCUCCUUAGUAUGUUCUUGUGCUUUGGCAUGGGCAGUUUCAUUGCUGGGGCCCUGACGCCAAAGCCACGACCUUUCAUCAUUGAACCUUCCUAUGGACCAACCUUUCUCCUGGGGGGUAUCUUCUUGACCACCUCCAGUACCCUGGCCGCCUUGGAAGUGCGAAACGAAAACUUUAUCUUUUACUUUGCAGCGGCUGCCAACGGCAUUCAAAAUGGCAUCUCCUCCCUGUACAGUCAAAACUUGAUCCGGUCCACGGGUAUCACAGGGACGACCACGGACAUUGGCAUCUUUACCGGCCAACUUCUCAGAGGGAACUGCGCCAACACUUGGAAGAUUGGAGUAUUGCUCAGUCUCUGGUCUUCCUUUUGGUGUGGUGGGCUUGUGUCAUUCUUUGCAACAUCCUCCCUUUUGCAUUUUUCUCUUCUUUUCAAUGCGGGGCUGUUCCUGAUCAUUGGUGCCAGUGUCAUUGUGUUCCUGACACACAACAUGAGUUUGUCUGUGACCGGUGCCUUAUUGGGCAACUUCUGGGGUGCCCGUACCAGUACGAGUGAAACUAGUAUUGAGAAGUGCGAGGAACCGGAACCAGCCUCAGCAGGUAGCAGCAAAACUGUCGAUACGGAUCACAACCAAACUGGCGGUGCCACCAGCACCCAACGAAAGAUUGUACCACAAGAAACAUCUGGACCCAAAGACAUGGUCAAGUCAAUGAAGGAGGCUGAUGCUGAAAAAAAGUUAUCGUACACAGACCAUACUACUACUACAACCGGGUAUAUGGACAAUAGCGAUCACUCCAUGACAGACCACCAUUGCUGA